AUGGGGUUCAGUUCGAAGUGGUGUAAAUGGUUAAAGUUUUGUUACUCAACGGCUUCCUUCUCUGUUCUCAUAAAUGGGUCUUCUUUUGGGUUUUUUCGAAGCACAAGAGGGGUUAGACAAGGCUGUCCAUUAUCACCUCUAUUAUUCAAAAUGGCAAUGGAGGGUUUCUCAAGAUUCUUUGACAGAGCGGCAACUUGGAAGCUGUUCAAUGGCUUUUCUGUCUCUAAGGAUGGUCUGGUUAUCAAUCAUUUGCAUUAUGCCGAUGACACUAUCUUUUUUGUAGAUAAUAAGGAGGAGUUAAUAAAUUUAUUCUCAACUCUCAAAUGUUUUGAAUAUAUUGCUGGUCUGAAGGUGAAUAAUUCUAAGACAAGACUUGUAGCAAUUGGUGAAGUUCCUGAUAUUAGUGAUUGGGCCAAGGAGUUUGGGUGUGCAACUGAUUAUAUACCAUUUAUGUAUUUAGGCAUGCCUCUAGGAGCUAAGUAUCCUUCAACAAGCAUUUGGUAUCCUAUUAUAGAGAAAUUUGAGAAAAGACUUUCUCCAUGGAGAAAAGGAAACCUGUCAAGAGGUGGUAAACUCACUUUACUGAAUUGUAUUCUAACGUCUUUACCUAUGUACUUCUUUUCUCUUUUUAAAGCUCCAUAG
Molecule: messenger RNA, 642 nt
Organism: Papaver somniferum (opium poppy)
Lineage: Eukaryota; Viridiplantae; Streptophyta; Magnoliopsida; Ranunculales; Papaveraceae
Exons: 1
Coding region: 1-642 (213 amino acids)
Source: RefSeq, a predicted model, not a curated record